CCGUACAUAUUAGUCAACACGAUGCAUUUUACGAAGUUCGCAUUCGCAACCCUCACAGGCCUCUCGUCUGCUUCCGUCGUCCGCCGUGCCGAUUACGGCUCAUGGGCCGUCACCUGGAACGACAACUCACUGACCGCCGUGUACUCCACCACAGAGCUCGACGGACCCAUCACAACCACAUGCACGUCUGAACCGGACUCCACGCCAGUCUGCGACACUCGCUUCCGUUACGACUUCCUCAGCAACGAAGAAGGUCAGAACACUAUCUCCCUGAUGCAGGAGGUACCAUUAUGGGAUGGACAUGUCACAGUGUACGGUGAUGCGGUGAUUUUGGAAGAAGGCUCAGCGACGGUUAUCGUAGACAGGGCGACUUCGUCUAACCCUGGCGGAUCGAAGUAA
Molecule: messenger RNA, 399 nt
Organism: Periconia digitata
Lineage: Eukaryota; Fungi; Ascomycota; Dothideomycetes; Pleosporales; Periconiaceae
Source: the annotation of a GenBank genome assembly